AUGGCAGACUAUGUAAUUCAGAACCUCACUAGCAAUCUCCAAGCCAUGCAGUAUGCGUACUCAUCUCGUGAGGAGAUGCCUGUUUGGGCUACGAAACUUCUCACCCCUAUUUUCAUGGCGGUCGCUGUCCUAACCACUCUGCCUCCCCCGGGUCCUCUACGCGUCAUUGUCGGGCUUACAGCUUUCACUAGUCUAUGGCUUCAUGUCCUGACUCAUUGGGUCUCCGGACCUGCGUUCUUUAUGGAUGCCAUAUUUAUGAUCUCGAUCACCGUGCGCUGGCUUCUCAUGUUCGUGGCAGGGACACCUGAGAUCGACUAUCACCAGACUACCCAAUCCGGCACAACGAUCACUCAUAAGGGCACAAAGGAUAGCAGUACUCUUCGUCAAGGGUUGACUAAAUUGAGGUGGAGCGUGGAGCUCUGGUCGUGCUGGCGGGGCCAGGGGUGGAAUUUCGUGGACCAGCACCUUCCACGGGGCGCCGAACGAACACAGUCACGCUGGGAGUUCCUUGUUUCCAAUGCAGGAAGAGUCCUGUUGAACCAAUACAUCUCAGACCUGGUCCGAAAGUACGCAUUCUGUGCACUCUGGCCCGCUCAGGUCGACGCCCAUGUCGACUUCAGUUCCCUUCCUCUGCUCAACAGACACGGACUCGUGGCUCUGCAGUUAAUUCGUGAUAGUCUGAUGCUGGACAGCGAAUACCGAAAGGCUUCAAUACUCUUCGUGGGACUCCAUCUAUCAACACCCGAUCGCUGGCCCAGCCUCUUCGGCAAUAUGCGCGAUCUCUACACAGUGCGCAAUUUCUGGGGACGCGUCUGGCAUCAGAUUUUCCGACAGAUCUUUACGAGGUGUGGCGAUAUUGUCGCCAAUGCUCUUAAUGCGCAGAAAGGGACAUUACUUUAUAAGUACAGCAGGCUUUAUGUGGGGUUUCUGGUAUCGGGAGUCCAGCACUAUGCCUGCGCAUUACUGAUUCCAUCCGCUGAAUAUGGCUGGGGGAUGUUUUGGCAGAUGCCAGCCUAUGCGGCAGUCGUCACCGUCGAGGAUAUUCUUAAGUAUUACGGCAGAGAGGCGGGUAUUCAAGACGGCAACUUUGUUCGUUUUCUCGGUUAUAUUUGGACAGCUUAUUGGAUGACGCUUAUCUAUGCUCUGCCUGUUGGCUUUGUGUCCGACAUUGGAGGGUUCACUGGCGAUGGUAACUUUCAGCUGAGCGAUCCUUGUGUUUCAUGCAGUUCUACUAGUAUACCGGUAUCGGGCUUUGAGAGCAUAGACCUGGAGUUCGGUCUUUGGUAG
Molecule: messenger RNA, 1287 nt
Organism: Aspergillus nidulans FGSC A4
Lineage: Eukaryota; Fungi; Ascomycota; Eurotiomycetes; Eurotiales; Aspergillaceae
Product: putative toxin biosynthesis protein (GliH)
Exons: 4
Coding region: 1-1287 (428 amino acids)
Biological process (GO): lipid metabolic process
Cellular component (GO): membrane
Molecular function (GO): acyltransferase activity, transferring groups other than amino-acyl groups
Source: RefSeq, a predicted model, not a curated record